Molecule: messenger RNA, 2294 nt
Organism: Dalotia coriaria
Lineage: Eukaryota; Metazoa; Arthropoda; Insecta; Coleoptera; Staphylinidae
Gene: Hexo2
Product: Hexosaminidase 2
Exons: 4
Coding region: 319-2094 (591 amino acids)
Biological process (GO): glycosaminoglycan metabolic process; protein deglycosylation; ganglioside catabolic process
Cellular component (GO): lysosome; plasma membrane
Molecular function (GO): beta-N-acetylglucosaminidase activity
Source: RefSeq, a predicted model, not a curated record
CAUUGUGCUUCGACGUUCCACUCGGCGAGUUCGGUUCUAUUAUGUUGUAUGAAGCUUCGCUGGCUUCGGUAUCGUCGACUGAUAAUCUCUCGCUCAUUUCCCGCUAGGUUUUAUUAUUAUAACAUCGGCUUCGACUUAAUUUAAUUCAUUUGUGUAUCGCCGACGCGCAUCACCACACGCUUGGGUUCGGAGAGCGCACAUUAGCCGCUAGCUUCAGUAUUGAACAGGCGUUCGACGAAGAAACGCGCGGGUAUACAUAACGCGAACUUUAAAUACGUGCGGUUACUAAGGUCGUUAGGUGCUUUAGGCUACACAGAAAUGAAUCAUUUAAUAUUUAAUGCACCGCAGAGACUUUUAUCAUGCAGCAUGCAGAAACGAUCGUUAAUUGUGCUUUGUGCGUUUGUUAUUGGCGCUGCAGUCGCUGGCAAUGAAGGUCAACUGUGGAAAUGGACGUGUAACAGUAAGAAUCAGUGCAUACGGCAAGAGUACAACUCGAGUGCGGAAUAUUUAUCGGUGGAGAUGUGCCGUUUGGUUUGCGGAAAUUAUGGCGCCUUUUGGCCGAUACCUCGGCAGUUCAACCGCAGUACCGUUUUUGUGAAAGUGCAUCCAAAUCGGUUUAACUUUAAAAUUGAUGCUCCUGGUAAACCGAAAAAAUAUUUCGAAGAAGUUGUUGGUGUAUUUCAAAGCAAUUUGUUUGCUGAAUGUGGUCCGAACUGCAACGAAGCCGAUGAACAAUUUGUCAACGUCGAAGUAACGUUUACAUCUGGUAGUAUGGACUUAGACUGGACCACGGAUGAAAGUUACCGUCUACAAACCACUGAUGGAACUUGGCAGAUCAUCGCACCUAAUUUUUAUGGUGCCCGACAUGGAUUAGAAACCCUUUCACAAAUGGUGGCUCCCUAUCCAGAUGGUUUGGUAAUGUUAAAAUCUGCCCUCGUCCUAGACAAACCAUACUAUCCACAUAGAUCUCUUCUUUUGGACACGGCUAGGAACUAUUUCUCUGUCAAAGCAAUCAAACGCCAACUUGAUGGAAUGGGCUCAUCAAAAUUAAACUAUCUUCAUUGGCACAUCACUGAUUCGCAAAGUUUUCCGUUUGUUUCGAAACAACUACCAAACUUGUCUGCUCUUGGUGCCUAUUCCGACAAACAAGUAUACACUGCUGCAGAUAUUACUGAGCUGGUGCAUUAUGCUCUAUUACGUGGUGUGCGGAUUAUUAUGGAAGUUGACGCACCUGCUCAUGCUGGUAAUGGAUGGCAAUGGGGCCCCGCUGCAAAUUUGGGUAAUCUUGCUGUGUGCAUAAAUCAACAACCUUGGCGACAAUACUGCGUUGAAGCACCUUGUGGGCAAUUGAACCCUGCAAAUCAAAACGUAUACGAUGUACUGAAAAUGUUGUACAAUGACUUAACUGACUUAUUGCCUCAAAAUGAAUUAUUUCACAUGGGAGGUGAUGAAAUCGUUCUAAACUGUUGGAAUACAACGCAAGAAAUUAUUGACUACCUGCAUGCACAAGGUAAAGGUCAAACCAAAUCGGAUUUCUUGGAUUUAUGGGGUGAAUUUCAAGAGAAAGCCCUUGCAAAAUACGAUGAAUUACUGGGUCAUAAAGAUAGUACGAUCAUGUUGUGGAGUAGUGAAUUGACAACAACAGAUGUCAUUCAAAAGUACCUAGAUCCCAAGAGAUAUGUUAUUCAAACCUGGGUGCCAUCAACUGACCCUUUACCAAAUGAUCUUUUGAACAAAGGAUACAGGUUGGUGAUAUCUACAAAGAACGCUUGGUAUUUGGAUCACGGUUUCUGGGGCACUACAACUUACUAUGGUUGGAGGACUGUGUAUAAUAAUAAAUUGACUAGUCACAAAAAUGUCUUGGGUGGCGAAGUUUGCAUGUGGUCGGAGUUCUUGUCCGAGGAAGCACUUGAUGGCAGAGUAUGGCCUCGAGCGGCUGCUGCUGCAGAAAGGUUGUGGGCCAAUCCAAGUACAAAAAGUGACGUAGCUGAGAGCAGAAUGCACCGACAAAGAGAACGACUGGUCAAGAGAGGAAUUGAGGCUGAAACGCUGACACCACAAUGGUGUUAUCAAAACGAAGGUCAAUGUGGAUAAGUUAUUAUUGUAUUUGUUGUUACAGUAAAUGAAAUGUGAUACAUUUAUUUAUAUUUAAGUUGUGUGAAUGCUUCACGAAGAGUGCUCAUUGUGAAAUCCACGUCUUGUUGUGUGAUGCACAUGGGGGGCUUGAUUCGCAUAACCUACACAUUUUAAAAUUGUGACAAUUUUAUAAAUUUUAUAAAUCAAUUGAUAAUUUA